Aspergillus ochraceoroseus IBT 24754 is the source of this 891-nucleotide messenger RNA. RefSeq lists its product as uncharacterized. Gene Ontology annotation, molecular function: inositol oxygenase activity; iron ion binding. The record is from RefSeq and is a predicted model, not a curated record. Gene Ontology annotation, cellular component: cytoplasm. Bases 1 to 891 code for a protein of 296 amino acids. NCBI's taxonomy places the organism in Eukaryota, Fungi, Ascomycota, Eurotiomycetes, Eurotiales, Aspergillaceae. Gene Ontology annotation, biological process: inositol catabolic process. The transcript has 2 exons.
AUGACCCCCGAGCAACUCUCCGACGCCAUCGACAAAGUCAACCUCCUCAAGGCCGAAAAAUCACACUUCGACCAAGACAAAGACAAGACGCAGUUCCGACAGUACGAGGAGGCCUGCGACCGGGUCAAGCACUUCUACAAGGAACAGCACACCAAGCAGACCGUGGCGUACAACCUGCAGGCGCGCAAUGCCUUCCACUCGCAGACGCGGGCCGAGAUGACGGUGUGGCAGGCCAUGGAGCGACUCAACACGCUGGUGGACGAAUCCGACCCGGACACGGCGCUCUCGCAGAUCGAGCACCUGGUGCAGUGCGCCGAGGCGAUGCGGCGCGACGGCCAGCCGCGCUGGAUGCAACUGACGGGGCUGAUCCACGACCUGGGGAAGCUGCUUUACUUCUUCAACGAUGCUGCCGCCGGCACUGGGGUCGCCGCGCAGUGGGCCGUCGUCGGGGACACCUUCCCCGUGGGCUGCGCCUUUGACGACCGCAUCGUGUACGGGCGCGACUCGUUCCGCGACAACGAGGACUUCGGCCAUGCCAUCUACGACGGCUCCGUGCCGCACGGCAUCUACACGGCCGGCUGUGGGCUGCGCAACGUCAUGCUCUCCUGGGGCCACGACGAGUAUCUCUACCAUGUGGUGCGCCACCAGUCGACGCUCCCCGAGGAGGCCCUCGCCAUCAUCCGCUACCAUUCCUUCUACCCCUGGCACACGGCGGGCGCGUAUCGCCAUCUGAUGGACGACCGGGACCAUGUCAUGUUGCGCGCGGUGCAGGCGUUUAACCCGUAUGAUCUUUACAGUAAGAGUGAUGCCGUUCCGGCCAUUGAGGAGCUCAAGCCGUACUAUCUCGAGCUGAUUGACGAGUACUUUCCCAACAGGGUUAUCCGGUGGUAG